AUUGACAGCUAGCUCACUUCACAAUACAACAGCUUGCUCUUACCAACAUUUCAGUUUUACACUGUUUGAUCAAAUUCGUUAACAUUGAUAGCGCUGAUAAGCUUGCACCCUUUGUUUGCUUUCGCGUAACGUUGACAUAUUGUCUCAAGCUGGAAGUGGCUUUGCGUCAUCACGCGCCUUAUCCAUUGUUACUGCAAAUUAGCAAUACAAGAUAAACGAUAGAUAGCUAUCCGUUAAGGUUCUACAGUUCAAAUACUAUACGUUUACUAGCAAACUUUGUUCUGUAAUUAAGUUUUGAUAUUAACAACUAAUAUUAAAUAAAAUACUGUUAGAAAACGGCGAUCAAUUUAAGCUACCGUUAGCAAACAUCCCUUUCUGGACACCGUCUCCCACGGUUGUAGUCUAAGACCUACUAGCAGUAGCAGCUAGCUAGCACCGUGGGACCGUUUAGGGCUGGAGCUGGGUCCACUCUCGAUCGUGAAUAACUUAACAUACUAAUUUUAUUGUACUGCUAGGUUGACAAUAUAGGCCACGUUUACGUGUUGGAUUAAAAUUCUUUAUCGCUUUAAAGGUUAAUUACUAUUCCGCAUUAGACUGCUAGCUAACUGCCAACGUUAGCUAGAAUUAGCUACAAAAGCUAAUUGGGGUCGCUCAAAAUGGAUUUAUUUGGCGAUCUUCCCGAACCAACACAAACAGCAGGUGGACGUAUGGAGAAACCCCCAGAGCCAUCCGCAGUGGACCGGGGAGAGAAGAGAAAAUGCGAGGUGACAGAGGAGCAGGAGGAAAAGAAAGUUUGUAAAGGCCUAGCCAGGCUAAAGGGAUAUGUUGCUGCCCGCCGAGGAGAGAGAGAGGAGAUGCAGGAUGCCCACGUCCUUCUACCUGACCUAAGCCCAUGCCUUCAAUCACUGCCCCCUCAAGUCUCUCGUCUGGCUUAUUUUGCUGUGUUUGACGGUCAUGGGGGGUCUCGUGCCUCACGCUUUGCUGCAGAGAAUCUGCAUCAUACUUUGGCCCUAAAGUUUCCCAAAGGUGAGGUGGAGAACUUGGACAAACUGGUGAAAAAGUGUCUGCUGGACACUUUCAAACAGACAGAUGAGGAUUUCCUUAAGCAAGCCUCAAGCCAAAAGCCGGCCUGGAAGGAUGGCACCACUGCUACCUGUAUGCUGGUGGUUGAUGAUUCGGUGUACGUAGCUAACUUGGGGGAUAGCCGGGCUUUGCUGUGUCGGAUGGAGCAGGAAGGGGAGGAUGACUGCCAGAAGUGCGUCACUCUGUCUCUCAGUAAAGAGCACAAUCCCACCUGUUAUGAAGAGCGAAUGAGGAUACAGAAGGCUGGUGGUACUGUCAGGGAUGGUCGAGUUCUGGGUGUGCUGGAGGUGUCCCGUUCCCUGGGUGAUGGGCAGUAUAAGCGCUGUGGGGUGAUCUCUACACCUGACCUUCGGCGGUGUCAGCUCACACACAAUGACAGGUUUGUCAUUCUGGCAUGUGAUGGGCUCUUCAAAGUCUUUACAGCAGAGGAAACUGUAAGGUUCGUCCACUCUGUCCUGCAGGAUGUGACUGUGGAGGCGAAGGAAGGACAGACUGCAGAGGAGGGGCGCUUUGAAGCGGCAUGUCAACGACUGGCCAAUGAGGCGGUGCGACGCGGCUGUGCCGAUAACGUUACUGUCAUCCUGGUGUCCAUCCAGUUCUGAAGAACUACUCGUCUGUCCACUUCUUUAACUGUCUUUGUCUGUAUGUCCAUGCCUCCUCCUAUCCACUUGUUAAUAAUGCAGUCCAUUGGUCCACCUGUUGACAUUUUUCUACUACAUGGUGGAUUUCCUGGAGGCAUAAAAGAGAUGCCUGCAUUGCCAAACCUAAUGAUAUGUGAACAGAAUAGGGAACAAUUUGUGAAUUUUUACCACAUUUCUGAACUUGAACAGGAAAAAGACUAUAUGUGAACGAUUUCUUAAUUGCCUCAUGUUUAAUAGGAUUCUUUACUCUUCAAAAAUAAAAGAGUACUUUUCUAUCUUC
This is a messenger RNA of Anguilla rostrata (American eel), 2004 nucleotides long. RefSeq names its product integrin-linked kinase-associated serine/threonine phosphatase (gene ilkap). The transcript has 10 exons. Gene Ontology annotation, biological process: protein dephosphorylation. Gene Ontology annotation, molecular function: cation binding; protein serine/threonine phosphatase activity. Lineage: Eukaryota; Metazoa; Chordata; Actinopteri; Anguilliformes; Anguillidae. The record is from RefSeq and is a predicted model, not a curated record. Bases 657 to 1685 code for a protein of 342 amino acids.